AUGGUAAACGUUCAGAUGGUCCUGUUCUUGUUCGCUCUUCUGGUUUCUUCCACGGUCACCAUACAACGAGUGGGUACGAUGGUGGCAAAAUCUUUCAGUAUUUGUAAUUCCUACAAAGAGGCUGGAUUCAAAUGCAUUGGGUGCCAUGAACGUCUCGUAUGCUUACCAUUUAAUAUAGGAUUUACAUGGACUUGUGGACAUAUACACCCUUACUGCAAUAACGGAUUUUGUUCAAAGACAAUGGGUUCAAUGUGCACUAGUGAGACCACCGACAUGAGUGCUUCAUCUGCGACUCCCUCAGCUUCAGAAGGGAAUGCCACUGCUUGCACUUCUGAAUCAAGUAGAACUUUCAGCGAUAUUGAUAUGUAA
Molecule: messenger RNA, 369 nt
Organism: Arctia plantaginis
Lineage: Eukaryota; Metazoa; Arthropoda; Insecta; Lepidoptera; Erebidae
Source: the annotation of a GenBank genome assembly